Molecule: messenger RNA, 2255 nt
Organism: Amoebophrya sp. A25
Lineage: Eukaryota; Dinophyceae; Syndiniales; Amoebophryaceae
Source: the annotation of a GenBank genome assembly
GGAUUCUACUCUUUCUUCAACAGGUCGAAGGAUCGCAAGCGGGCAUAAAGACAAUAUAUGCCUAUGCUGACAGUUUUCAUUUUUUCUCCUUGAAGAAGGAUGUGAGAAAGCAAGUUGUCUUCGUGAACAACCAAGCUUCAACAACUUUGUUCACCACAACCACACAACAAGAGUCACUCAACCAUCUAAAUCUAACGAGUAUCUAACUACGAUCUAACAACAAAAAAUGGCCGAAUCCUGCUGUCCUCCAGGCUCCUGGCCUUUGCUCGUCGCAGAUAAGGACUACGAACCAAAAGGCCUGCUAUCAGUGAUCGACCAGGACAUACCAUUAUGAUCGGCUUUUAUCCACCAGCUUUCUCAGCAUCUCGAAGAUCGGAUACACUUUUCCCAGUGGGCAGGUUCUGAGGGCUUAGGGAAUAGGCACUGGGCUUAGGGCUAGGGAAAAGGUACCGAGCUGGGAUUUUUGGGAAGACCGAAAUACAAGCGCACUCUAAUGCCAAUAUACGUGUCCGGCGACGCGGCAACGGGCAAGGGAGUUAUCGUGUUGCCAGAAAUUUUUGGGUUUGAAGGAAGGCUGAAGAACAUAUGUGACACCAUUGCGGAGAAUGGGUACUAUCGCCAGUACUUUGACUUUCUGAGGACGCUCAAGGCGCUCAUCUUCAAGAAGUUCAUAUGGUUCUGGUAACGAUCACUCCACGACUCGCUUCUUAGAUAGCCUCUACCGAGCCAGCCGUAUUCUUGACAAGAAUACUGAGAGGACUUAGUAUUUAUAAUUACCAGAACCACCAACUACCAGAGCAUGUAGUUCUCGUCUUGUUCCUGGUAUCUUGUUCUAGCUCGAGUUCUAGAUGACCUCGUGCUCGUACCCGUUUUGUCCACGACCAGGUAUUUCGUUGUAAUGCCUGAUUGUCACCGUGGGGAUUCGGCGAAGGGCAAAGAAAAUAUACCAGCUUGGGUCAAAGAAUGUGACGAUAAGAAUCCAGUAACGAAAGAUUUGGCCAAGGUAUGCGUAUAUGUUCUUGUUUUUUGGCUGAGGAAUGAGUAGUGGUCUCCACAACAUUUACAACACGACCUAGACCUACAAUUACAAGAACUCGAACAUAAUACAUAGGUAGUGUCGUAUUUCGAGUCGAAAGGAGUUCCAGCUACAUCCUUGUCGGCCAUAGGACAUUGUUGGGGCACAUGGGCAUGGGUUCAGGGAGUGGCAGAAGGCGACCUGAAGCUGAGGUGCGGACUUGGUCCUCACCCUUCGAUCAUUAUGCAUGGGUUAUUUAUUCUUCAAGCGCAUUUCAUCUUUCUAGUAGACGUAGGUCUACUAGAACGCAGAAGCGUUUUUGGUUACUGGUAUAAAUGUACAACUUAGACGUACGACGAGCAGGAUAUUCUCAUCGUUCUUCUAAUCUUCAGUUAGAGCAGUUUGCUUUCGGACGCAGUCAAGAAGACAUGUGCAAGAAAGCAGUGGAGAAAGCAGGAGGUGCCUUGCCAGUUCUUUUGAUCACUUUAUGAUGGGACGCGCACGUCGCAGUACAACAUCAAUUCAUUGAAUGUCAAAAAUCGUCUGUAUUCUCUUGCAUUUUGAUUCGUACUUGUGGUUGUGUCACGACAGACAUCACAUUCACAGUAGACUUGACGUCUACUUCUUAUGAUUGCCAAAAUUCAAAAAAAAAUCAACAAGAAGAACAACCCAGCUCUACCUACUCCUAUCCCUAUCCUCGUCUUUCAUGCCACGCUGGCAACGAUCCUCCGAACGUGAAGGCUGGAGGUGAACUAGUAGAAAUUCUCAAAGCCGAAACCUUCGACUUCCCAGAACAGCAGCAUGGGUGGUUCUCACGUGGCGACGUGUCCAAUCCAGAAGUAAAAGCAGCAGUUGAGAAGACGAUGACCAUGGUUGUGGAGUUUUUGAAGAAACAUCAUUGAAUUUGAAGUAGAGGUCUUUCGGUUUCGGGGGGAGCGUAUCUUCACGCAACCGCGGUUAGAACGAAGUAAGAGAGCAGAAGGUGAUCGUGGAGCUGCAGAAGAGCUAUAUUCAACGAAAUUAAGCAUGGCUUCGUCAGAAAACGCGCAAUGGCGGUUGUGUUUUCACCAAAACAAAGACAUUGAUAUUGUCUUGUGUCAUAAUGUUAGUCUGCUCCAAGAAACAGAAACUAUUUCAACGCAAUGAGACGACGAGGAAAAGCUACGCAAUAGUGAACAAGAUCCUGAGCAUUGAAUGAAUGUUGUUGAGGCUUGUCCUUGUUCUUCUCUCUAGAAGCCAU